Knipowitschia caucasica is the source of this 1221-nucleotide messenger RNA. The record is from the annotation of a GenBank genome assembly. Lineage: Eukaryota; Metazoa; Chordata; Actinopteri; Gobiiformes; Gobiidae.
AUGCUGUCAGUGAGGUGGGAGAGGUGUGGAUCAGUGAGGUGGAGGUGGGUCAGUGAGGUGGAGGUGGGAGAGGUGUGGAUCAGUGAGGUGGAGGUGGGAGAGGUGUGGGUCAGUGAGGUGGAGGUGGGACAGGUGUGGGUCAGUGAGGUGGAGGUGGGAGAGGUGUGGGUCAGUGAGGUGGAGGUGGGACAGGUGUGGGUCAGUGAGGUGGAGGUGGGAGAGGUGUGGGUCAGUGAGGUGGAGGUGGGACAGGUGUGGGUCAGUGAGGUGGGAGAGGUGUGGGUCAGUGAGGUGGAGGUGGGAGAGGUGUGGGUCAGUGAGGUGGAGGUGGGAGAGGUGUGGUUCAGUGAGGUGGAGGUGGGAGAGGUGUGGGUCAGUGAGGUGGAGGUGGACAGGUGUGGGUCAGUGAGGUGGAGGUGGGACAGGUGUGGGUCAGUGAGGUGGAGUGAGGUGGAGGUGGGAGAGGUGUGGGUCAGUGAGGUGGAGGUGGGAGAGGUGUGGGUCAGUGAGGUGGAGGUGAGACAGGUGUGGGUCAGUGAGGUGCAGGUGGGAGAGGUGUGGUUCAGUGAGGUGGAGGUGGGAGAGGUGUGGGUCAGUGAGGUGGAGGUGGGAGAGGUGUGGGUCAGUGAGGUCAGUGAGGUGGGACAGGUGUGGGUCAGUGAGGUGGAGGUGGGACAGGUUGAGGUGGAGGUGGGAGAGGUGUGGGUCAGUGAGGUGGAGGUGGGAGAGGUGUGGGUCAGUGAGGUGGAGGUGAGACAGGUGUGGGUCAGUGAGGUGCAGGUGGGAGAGGUGUGGUUCAGUGAGGUGGAGGUGGGAGAGGUGUGGGUCAGUGAGGUGGAGGUGGGAGAGGUGUGGGUCAGUGAGGUGGAGGUGGGAGAGGUGUGGGUCAGUGAGGUGGAGGUGAGACAGGUGUGGGUCAGUGAGGUGGAGGUGGGAGAGGUGUGGGUCAGUGAGGUGGAGGUGGGAGAGGUGUGGUUCAGUGAGGUGGAGGUGUGGGUCAGUGAGGUGGAGGUGGGAGAGGUGUGGGUCAGUGAGGUGGAGGUGGGAGAGGUGUGGGUCAGUGAGGUGGGACAGGUGUGGGUCAGUGAGGUGGAGGUGGGACAGGUGUGGGUCAGUGAGGUGGAGGUGGGACAGGUGUGGGUCAGUGAAGUGGAGAUGGGGGCGGGGCUUCCUGUACUGGCCCCUCCCAUCUCUGUGUGGAGUCAGAGACAACAAUCGUAA